AUGCUCUUAGCUGUGCCUGUCCAGACUCAGAUCGUCAUGCAAGGAAUCCUCACCAUGCACAUGGGCACUUUUUCUCAAUGGGAAAAAUAUAGCGACGCCCUCCAUUAUUUCAUGAGCAGUAACAUCCGACCAGCAAAUAGGAUUAUAGCAUCGUCGGCACAGCUGCGCAAGUUUGUCUAUCUCUCCCACUAUAUCCAUGUCCUGGCACAUCUAUGUAUCGAACGAAUGAUCCAGCGAUGUCUUGAGAGUCCAUUAGGCCAACGACAGUAUCCCCCAAGCUUUAGGCUUCCCACAUGGACAGAGGAGCAACGGGCUGUUCUUACAUUAUGGCGCCUACUAUUCUGGAAUCAACUCAAGAUUGAAGGUGCAAAGGGAUCUCUGAGGUGGUCCACUGGUGAACUACAACGACUAGCCGGGAGCAAUCUCUAUGAUCAUUAUCAUUACAUUUCUCCGGUCUACCAGGCUUUUGCAGCUUUGGGUUUCAUUGCUGAGAUCUCACCGGCGGAAAGUUCCUCUGACCUCUCCGAGAGUCCGGCUCGAGAUUCCUUUCCGCUGCCGAGCACGCCCAGUGAGUUUGACUGGGUAGAGUUUGACUGGCUCUGCGAGCCUCCUCCUUCAUCAAGAGCUAUUACCCAGGGUCGGACGUUUGAAGACUGUGAGCAUGAUUUGGCUGUGAUGUUCCCCCUACCACAAUCAGGGCACACUCAGCAGAGAGGGGACGAUGAGACGAGCCCAGAGGCAGCCCAAGACCCUAGCCAAGAUCCCAUUGGAGGAUCCAGUCCUGAACACGGCACCCAGUCUCCGUCUCAGCCUCGUCCGGGCCUGAGAGGUGAAGCUGUACAGCCACCUAGGCGACCACGAGCUCGAUUUUUCUACGGGACACCCUCCGAGGACGAAUCGUCUGACGACAAUGAAUGGAACACCACUGUGGACAGCGAAGACGAAGAAUCAAGCUCGGACUCGAGCUCUGAUUCAAGCGAGGAUGGCCCUAGAAGCAUCCGGGGCUGCCGCAUGGUGGGCUACACCCCGAAUCCAGAUUAUUAUUAUAUCUGGGGCCCACCGCAGCCCUAUGUGCCUCGUCCGGUUCGUGAUUAUGGGCUGCAGUCGCUGCGGGGCCCGGAGUGGGAAGACCUUGACCAAGAACCGCUCGGUAUCCAAUUCUGGCACAGUACGGGUGGGAAUCCCGCGGCCGGACCGGCCAAGUAUAUGUGGUUCCACCCCUAUGCUCGCUAUGGAUUCGCAUUCUGGGAGGAGCGGCGGAUGAUGCAGCUAGGAUUAUGGUCGCACCAGGCCCUUGACGAUCCAGUCGAGUAUUACCGACGAUGGUAUACCUUUCUGAGUCAAGAGGAUAUUAAGCGCUGGAAGCAGAACUUUCGAUAUAUUGAUGAUGAUGACUACGAAUGA
This is a messenger RNA of Aspergillus viridinutans, 1404 nucleotides long. RefSeq lists its product as uncharacterized. The record is from RefSeq and is a predicted model, not a curated record. Bases 1 to 1404 code for a protein of 467 amino acids. NCBI's taxonomy places the organism in Eukaryota, Fungi, Ascomycota, Eurotiomycetes, Eurotiales, Aspergillaceae. The transcript has a single exon.